AUGAAACUCUUCACGGAUCUUAUCACACUACUUCUGCUACUAUGGGACCGGGUUGUGGUUGCAGGAUACGGAGGUGAAGACCAACCGCGGCGUGAGUUCUUUUACGUCGGCGGCGAGUAUGCGAAUUUGACGCUUGGAAACACCACCGCUCAAUUUAUGAUCAACCAAAUCUACGUCGAGAAGCUCACUCCACCAAUCGUCACCCAGGAGCAUCCCAUUGUUUUCAUCCACGGAUCCGGACAGACAGCAACCAAUUUCCUCGAAACGCCAGAUGGCAGACCAGGCUGGGCUUCCUUCUUUCUAUCACACGGCUAUGUUGUUUAUCUCAGUGAUCAGCCUGCGCGCGGACGCUCCCCGUGGCACCCAUCUAUUGGAACGAUGAUUACACUCAGCACUAGCGACAUCGAGAAAGCUUUCACAGCAACCUCGUCGCACGGGCUUUGGCCCCAGUCACGACUACAUACACAAUGGCCCGGGACAGGAACAGUUGGUGAUCCGAUCUUUGAUGCAUUAUACGCUUCGCAAGUCCAGCUUCAGGCCGACGAAUUACUAUCCGAAGCGCAGAAUGCCAAAGCGUACACAGCUCUAUUGGAUAAGAUCGGUCCGGCCUAUAUCAUCACGCAUAGCCAAUCGGGCCCAUACGGCUGGCGAGUUGGCGAUCUUCGUUCUCACCUCGUUAAAAGUAUCGUUGCCCUUGAGCCUGGAGGUCCCCCGUUUAUCGGAAGGCUUCCUUAUAUAGGACCACGUCGAACCUGGGGUAUUACCUAUCACGAGAUUACUUAUGAGCCAUCCGCGGGACCCAACGCAACGCAUCUCGAGACAGUCACGAUCCCUGCCAAAGACGAAGAUCGUAUAGAGUGUAUCAUGCAGGUAGAGCCCGCGAAGAAGCUAAGAAACCUAGCGCAGGUACCGGUUCUGGUUAUAACUGGGGAGGCGAGCUAUCAUGCACCGUAUGAUUAUUGUACUGUGGAGUACUUGAGACAGGCUGGUGUGGAGGUAGAGUAUGCUGAUUUAGGUCAGGAGGGUAUACAUGGAAACGGGCACAUGCUCUUCAUGGAGAAGAACAACCUUGUUAUUGCUGAAAGGGUGCUGCGGUGGUUGGGGAGUGUACACCGCUAG
Cucurbitaria berberidis CBS 394.84 is the source of this 1119-nucleotide messenger RNA. RefSeq names its product alpha/beta-hydrolase. Lineage: Eukaryota; Fungi; Ascomycota; Dothideomycetes; Pleosporales; Cucurbitariaceae. Bases 1 to 1119 code for a protein of 372 amino acids. The record is from RefSeq and is a predicted model, not a curated record. The transcript has 2 exons.